AUGCCCAGGGCAGGAACAGCUGGGGAGCUGCAGCUGAGGGCUGCCUACAGAUCCCCAAGCACCCAGGAGCAGGCGCCAGCCUCGGCCCUGGUAGAGAAGGUGCUUCCAGCUCCCCGCGGAGUGGAGCGGGGCGGCUGGGCCGGCCUCCCGCGGGCACACGCACCGUCGCAGCAGGCUGUCGGGCAGGGCGCAGCUGAGCAGGAAGACGUGGACGCCGAUGAAGAGGCGCAGGACGAGCAGGCAGAGCCCCACGGGCGCGUAGAGCAGCAGGGCCAGCAGCAGGAACCCGUCGGCCCAUCCAUCUGCAAAGCCCCAGCCCUGCAGGCCCCGUGUAACCAGUGCCCCUCUUGCAGGCACCCCUUCUCGGGCCGCGACGUGCCCAUCUCCAAUGGCUCGGGCUUCCUGGUGUCCCCGGACGGGCUCAUCGUCACCAACGCGCACGUGGUGGCCAACCGGCGUCGCGUGCGGGUGAAGCUGGCCAGCGGGGAGCUCUACGACGCCGUGGUGCAGGACGUGGACCAGGUUGCCGACAUCGCUACCAUCAAGAUCAAGGCUAAGCACCCGCUCCCCACCCUGCCGCUGGGGCGCUCCUCCGCCUGCUUCAGGGCCCUUUCCCUGCAGGAUGGCGAGGUGAUCGGGGUGAACACUAUGAAGGUGACGUCGGGCAUCUCUUUUGCCAUCCCCUCAGACCGUCUGCGGAAGUUUCUGCAAAAGGAGGAACAGCGCAAAAGCUCUUGGUUUGGCAAUGCAGAGGCAAAGCGCCGUUACAUAGGGGUGAUGAUGUUGACUCUUACACCAAGGUAAGUUCUGAGACGUGG
Messenger RNA from Tinamus guttatus (white-throated tinamou), 818 nucleotides. The record is from RefSeq and is a predicted model, not a curated record. Lineage: Eukaryota; Metazoa; Chordata; Aves; Tinamiformes; Tinamidae.